AUGAGUUCUCCAUCCUUCAUCCUGCCGGAUAGCCCACCCCCGCAGCGUGUGCUCAACUACUGGCAGUGCAAAGCUGCCGAGUCCUGUGCCGCCUCUACUGCUGCUGCUGCCACUGCUGCCGCUGCUGCCGCUGCUCCCGCACCCGCUCCACAGGAUCCAACAUCACCAGGGGGCGAGAUCCACCUACCUGGGCGCACACCGCGGCUGACAACGCUAUCAAACAACAUCAGGCAGAGGCAGGCCAAGAGGAAAUUAACCUUCGAGGAGCCUGAAGUUAGCGGCGGAGAGGAGGAGGAGGUGCUCACUCAAUCAAAGAAACGAGCUGUAAUGGACGAGGACUCCUCACUCGUGCCGUUAAUGAAGGAGGUGGAGGCUGAGUUGGACUUUGUCCAACUCAUCAACAAAUCGCAGCCGAAACCGUGGGUGCCGCUGCGAGAGUUGAAGGAACGCUCUCCCUACCCCAUAGUUGCUGCGAGGGAGGACACAAACCAGCACGGUCGGCGUGUAAUUUUAAAAAUAAUCCAUGCAGGAAGCAAAUGUGAGGUGUAUCUACCUCAAAGAUUUGCUUCCUGCAUUGAUACACCGAAGAUUGAACAUUUCAACAAAAAUUGCAAACAUUAUGUGUUAGUAGUAACACAUAAGUCUCCAAAUGGACAGAUAUAA
Molecule: messenger RNA, 663 nt
Organism: Nilaparvata lugens (brown planthopper)
Lineage: Eukaryota; Metazoa; Arthropoda; Insecta; Hemiptera; Delphacidae
Exons: 3
Coding region: 1-663 (220 amino acids)
Source: RefSeq, a predicted model, not a curated record